This is a messenger RNA of Solea solea (common sole), 14744 nucleotides long. It is a transcript of the gene akap9, whose product is annotated as A kinase (PRKA) anchor protein 9. The record is from RefSeq and is a predicted model, not a curated record. The transcript has 55 exons. NCBI's taxonomy places the organism in Eukaryota, Metazoa, Chordata, Actinopteri, Pleuronectiformes, Soleidae. Gene Ontology annotation, molecular function: molecular adaptor activity. Bases 158 to 14260 code for a protein of 4700 amino acids. Gene Ontology annotation, biological process: signal transduction.
CAUGGCGGCGGUCUACCAGCAAGGAGACAGCACUUAGUGUAAAAGCCUUCUGAAGUGUGUGACAGCGAGCGAAUGCCAGACAUUUUUACUUCAACCUUUUUCACGCUGGUGUUUCGUAUGACGCAGCUUCACCCUUGUUUACGCCACAGGGACAACGAUGAUGGAGGACGAGGAGAGGCAAAAGAAGCUGGAGGCCGGUAAAGCUAAGCUGGCUGAGUACCGCCAGAGAAAAGCUUAUGCUGACUCCCAGAAGAAGCAGAAGAAGAAGAAAAAAAAGAGGACAGGGGAGGACUCAGAGGGGGAUUCACAGGGAAGACCGGAGGUCGACCCUGAUCAGUCUGCAGAUUUGGAUGAAGUCUCGGGUGGAGGACGAGAUGGAUCGCAAGAAGGAAAUAAAGACUCUCAUACCACAGAGUUUACCUUCGCAAAGACGCUGCGAAGUGGAGAGACUGUGAAGCAUGACCAGACCUAUACUAUAGAGCCGGAGAGCGAAGUGUCCACAACUGCCGAAGAUUAUUCAUCAGAGGUGAAUGGGCUCCAUGAUGAGAUGAUCGAGAAUCUCUUGAUGUCUCCGAAGGAUUUUAUCUGGGAGGAGGUGGAGCAUCUCCAACAGGUGACUAAGGGAGGUACAAUCCAGGAUAUGGAGGAUGCACUUUCCGCCAAGACCCAGGCAGUGCAGGAGCUGAGUCAAGAGCUUGAAGAAAUAAGAGCCGCCUUUGGUACAGAGGGAGUAAACCAGCUGCAAGACUUUGAAGCUGCUCUGAAGCAGCGAGAUGGCAUCAUCACCCAGCUCACAACCAACCUUCAGCAGGCUCGAGAAGAGAAAGAUGAGAUUAUGAAAGAAUUCCUGGAACUGACAGAACAAAGCCAAAAAUUACAAAUUCAGUUCCAGCUGCUGCAGGCAGGUGAGACACUGAGGAACACCAGCCACAGCAGUACAGCAGCUGAUCUUCUGCAGGCCAGGCAGCAGAUUGUCCACUACCAACAGCAGCUGGAGGAAAUGAACGUUGAGGUCAGAAAUCAUCAGGAGAGGAGCAGUGAACAACAGGAACACAUCAGCCAGCUCCAACUCAAAGUCACCAAGAUGGAGAUGUUGGAAAGAAGCUCAGAAGAGUCAUUUACGCAAAGGAUAAACAAAAAGGACCUGCUGAUCGGAGAAAAAGAAAAAGUUAUUGCAAGUCAGGAGCAGCUGCUGACUGAGUUGAGAACCGCUGAGGAGUCUUUUGCACAAAUUCUGGAAGAGAAAAGUCUGUUCAUUUCCCAGCAAACUGCAAUAAUUACAGAACAUGAGCAGUCGUUGGUCCUGCUCAGAGAGGAACUUGCUCAUGUUGGAAGGACAGAUGAAAAUAGUUUGCAACAGUCUGAUGAGAAUGACUUGAUCAUAGCAGAGCAAAAGAGAGUCAUUUCAGAAAGGGACUGCUCCCUUACACAGCUCAAGGGUGAGCUUGAGUCUUCUGAAAAAUGCCUGCACGGUCUCCAGCAGCAAAUGUCUGUAAAAGAAUCAGAGCUUCAAAAAAGCCUGGAUGAGUUGGAGAACACCAAGUCUGACUUGGAAAGCUGUAGAGGUGAAAUGGAAAGUUGUAAAUUAGAACUGGAGAAAGAGCGAGAAGAGCUGGAAAUUUGUAAAGAUGAACUUUCAACCUCUAGACAGAAAGAGCGAAUGUCUUCUAAUGAAAUCAUGCAGCUCAUGGGCACAGUGGAGGACCUACAGAGGCGCUGUCAUCAAGGCAGCCUGUCUGAAAGUGACGCCAUCCAAAAAAUGCAGGAUGAGUCUGUGAGGAAGCUUGAAGUUCUCAGGGCAGAGCUGGAUGAGAUGUAUGGCCAACAAAUUGUCCAAAUGAAGCAGGAGCUUAAUUUGCAACAUGCAGCGAAAAUGGAGCAAAUGACCGAGCUACAUAACACUGAACUUGAAUUACUAAAAGCACAACUGUCUCAGAACUCUGCCGUUAGCACUUCUGACAUGGACAGUCUCAAUGUGAAGAUUAAUGCACUUCAGGAGACAUUAGAAGAAUCCCAAGCAAUGCAUGAUAAAACUAAGCAUGAGCUAAGUCAAGUUACCCAAGAAAAGUUCAACCUGCAGGUUCAGGUUGAGGAUCUUCUCCAGAAUCUUCAUUCUGCUAAUGAAAAAGUGGAGCUGGUUUCUCACAAUCUCAUAUCUCAGGAAAGUCUACAAGAUGAAUUGCAGUGCCUCCAGGGUAUGAUUGACAGUCUGAAAGGUGAACUGGCUGCUGCUCAGGAAGCUGCACAAGAAACAGAAAUAAAACACGAGUCAGAAGUAACCAACUACAAGAUCAAGUUGGAGAUGCUAGAAAGAGAGAAAGACGCAGUACUGGACCGCAUGGCCGAGUCACAGGAAGCAGAGUUGGAACGGCUAAGGACUCAGCUUCUGUUCAGCCAUGAGGAAGAACUCACCCAUCUGCGGGACGAACUGCAGAGGGAGAGCUUCUUGAACACAGAAAGCCUCCUUAAUGAAGCUGCUAUCAAACAUCAGAAAGCAUUGGAUGAGCUACGCUUGAGUUACGAAGAAGAACUGCGUUUGUCUCAGCAAGAAAAGGGUCAUUUUGCCACAGAACGAGAUGAGCUUUUGCAUCAAAUAUUUGACUUGAAAGAAGACCUGAAAGUAGCUUUGCAUAGCUCCAAAGCAGACGAGCUUGUCCAGCAGCUCCAAGAGCUUCAGGGGGAGCUUGAGGAAUUGAGGAAGGGAGGAGAAGAACGAGCUAGAAUGGAAAACGAAAUUCAGACAUUAGUAAAAAAGACAGAUGUGCUUGAAAAGCAGACAAAAGACAAAGAACAAUCCUGGGAGAACAAAUGGAAACAGGUUGAGUUAGAAAUUAAGACCUUAACAGAAUCUAAUAACACUUUAAAGGAAGAGUUGGACUCAAAAUGCUUAAAAAUUGAGACACUGACAACAGAUAAAAAUCAAAUACAACAAGAAGUAGAUUUGCUUAGAGAAGAAAUUGAAAACCAAAAGACAACUUUUUCUUUUGCUGAGAAGAAUUUUGAGGUAAAUUAUCAGGAGCUGAAGGAAGAAUACAUGUGCCUCAUUGAUGCAAAGAAACAGUUUGAAGAAAGGACACUAAAUGAGACACUUAAGUUUGAGGUGGAAAUUACAAGCCUUCAGUCACAGAUUCAGGAGCUGAAGAGCAGCAGAGAUAUCAAAAUGGAGGAAACUAUUACAGAUGGUAAAGCUUUGGUCCAAAAAGAUCUUACUGAGCUAAUGGAGAAGCUUAAUGUUACUAUGACAGAGAAGCAAAGCCUGGCUGGGAAGCUUUCUGAAGUUGCAGAGCAACUGAUGUUCACAGGGAUCAAAGUGGAGCAGCUGGAAGAAGAGCUGACAAAACUAAGAAAAGAAAACACAAAGGUUAUUUCCCAAAAUGAAAGCCUAGAAGAAGAAUUGAAGAAGAAACAAGAGCAGAUGAGGGGGCAGGAUGCCAAAAGAAAAGCUCAGCUCCAGAAAGAAGAGCAAGCAUCUAAGGAUCAUCACUCUCAGAUUCAAUCUCUGCGAGAAGAGAUAAAGGCUCUUCAGUCCCUGCUGCAGGCAGCUGAAGCUGAGAGAGACAACAUCCGACAGACCCUGGAUGUCCAGCAGCUUUCACAGCCUCCCUCUGCAGCAACAGUCCAGUCCUCGGGGGAGGGACCUGUUGAAGGACGAUCCUCGCUGCAGAAGCCCACAGCCUCAGGGUCAAACAGGCGUAAGAGACGGCAGAGGUUGAAGCAAGAGCGCAAACUGGGCACUUCUCCGUCAGACAGUAGAGAAGAAAGACACAGGGAGGACGAAGAGGAGGCAGAGGCAGAGGAGGAGAGAGCUACAAGUGUUGCAGCACAGGAGAAUCAGCCUCAGAUGGAGAGGCAGGUUAUGUCAUGUUCACAGGAGAAGUCCAGUAAGGAGGACUCCACCGACGAGUACCAGGGAGAUGGAGACUACAUCAACAAACAGGUGAGCGGACAUAGGACAGACAACCACCAGACUGAGCCUGUUGUGUGCCAGAGAGUAGAGGAAGAAGACGAGACUACUGAGCAUGGUGAGUGCAGGUUGCAGAUGGAGGCCCAGCGCAUUAGCCUGUCUCAAAUCCAUGCUGCCCAGCUCGAACUGCUGCAGGAGGAGACCGAUGCCCGCACACACUCUCUGGAGCUGAAGCUGCAAAGUGUUCGCAGUGAUCUCGAUGAGCCAAGAACUCUCAAAUAUCAGAACAUGUUACAAGCUGUGUCAGAAGAAUGCAGUGAGAUCGUUCUGUCUUUUAGAAAGAUAUUUGGUGGAGGGUUUUUGGAGAGUGUUGAUGAUGCCGGUUGCCAGCUGCCCUCAGAGGAAAGACCGGAAACCAGUGAAUCCACCUCCAUUAUACUGGAGGCCAGAGAGCUGUACAUAGGUCUUCAGCAGGUGAGGGAGAGGAUUGAGCAGGAGCAUGAACGACUGUCACAAAUCCAGGCUCUGCUGAGAGCUGAUGGGAGCAAGAUGAUGGAGUUGCAGAUGACAUAUGAUGAACUGAAGAGCAGCAGUGAGAAGGAGAUCUCUGACCUGCGUGUGCAGGUUGCCAGCUUUAGCUCCUCUUCAAUCAAAGGUUCACAGGAGCAGACUGGUGCACCAUCUACCCCCAUAACUGAGGAAUUACUGAGGCUGAAGGUUGAGGCUCAGGAGAAGCAGCUGCUGCUGGAGCAGAGUCACAGACAAGAGAUGGAGCAUCUCAGAGCUCACUACCAGCAGAAGGCCAUCGAGGCUGAGGAGCGAUCAGCCACCGAGCUCUUCAUGCUGCAGCAGCGGCUGCAUGAGGUCACAGGAUCGCAGAGUCACUACAGCCUGUCCACAUUUUCAGAGUCCAGCUCUGAGAGGAUGGAGGAGCACAGCCAGGAACUAAAGGACCUGGGAGAAGAGGAGUUGUCAGAGGAACAUGUGAAGUUGUAUUUGCCUACCAGGUCUGCAGGUCUUACUGCACAGCUGCAGGCACUGAGGAAAGCACUCUACCAUAAGUAUGUCCAAGAGGUGGCCACUCUCAAAGAGCAGCAUAACAGUGAGCUGAGGAGACUGAGAGAAGAAAGGGAGCAAGAGAGUACGAGAGAGGAGCCUCACAACGAAAGAGAAGAGAGAGAGCAGGAUAUCGGUGGAAUUAACACUGCUGGAAACUCCAGGGAGAGGAGUGGGGCUGCCGAGCAGGUCGUGCUUGAAGAGAAUCCACACUGGGAGAGAGUGGAGGAGGAAGUUGCCAAAGUCAUAGUUCAGAUGUCGGUGGCGUUUGCACAACAGACUGAGAUAGCUCGCAUUAACAAGCACACCUGCCAGGCAAGCACCUCUAUGCAGACCCAGUCCUUGGGUUCCAGGCUGGAGGAGCUGGAGAGGGAGAGACUGGAGAAGGACCUGGAGGAGAGGAACCUGGAGAUCCAAAAGUUAAAGGAGGUACUGCAGAAAACUGAACAGACCUUAAAGAAGAGAAGACAUGAUCAGGGAGAAAUUGAGGAGGAGGAAGAUCUCGGUGGGCUGAUGAUGAAGGAGCCUCAUGCAGACGAAUCCGCAACAUCCCCAUCAUCACAGGAUGAUGGAGAAUCCUCUGAUAAAGAUGUUGAAAGAAACCUGUUGCGUAAAGCCAACGAGAAACUUAGUCAGGUGCUUGUUGAUGUUUUGAAGACAACAGCAGCAGCAGAGGAAACCAUAGGCCUCCACAUGCAAAAUCUUUGUGGUGCCUCUGGUGAAAGGCAACUGGCUGCACUGCCGCCCACUGCCUCUGAGAGCGUUAACACGCAGCCCUUUGAGCCCUUUGCACCAGGUGAAACUGCUGAAAGUUUCCAGGGUAGCGAGACGUGUGCAGGCAAUGUGAGUUUGUGGUCCACUGAGAGGGAGGCUGAUGACGGUCUGGAGGUGUCCCAGCAGAUGAUGGACAGCCUGUUGCUCGGAGCCGAGACACAGUUGGAGAAUGAGGAAUUGUUAAUGGGCAUUGGUACCCGGCUCCAAACGGCUCUGGAGAAGAUGUUAAUGGCCAUCACAGAUGCCACCAACCAGCUCGAACAUGCCCGGAUGACCCAGACCGAGCUGAUGCGGGAGUCCUUCCGCCGCAACCAGGAGAUCAGUGAGCUGCUGCAGAAGCAGGAGGAGUUGCAGGAGAGGUUGACCGAGGAGGCCCGGGCACGGGAGCAGCUGGCUCUUGAGCUUCACCGAGCUGAGGGUCUAAUUGAUGGCUACACAGGUGAGCGAGCUGCGGUGGACGAGCAAUUGCGUCAGAAGGAAGAGCUUCAGAUGAGCCUUGAACAAGAGCUGCAGGUUACGAGUAGCCGGUUGCAGGAGUUGGAGCAGGAGAGGCUUCAGAUGCAAGAGGAGCGAGAGCUGCUGUCACGGCAACAGGACGCCAUGAGGGAGGAUGCUGGGCCCCGAGAGCUCCGCCUAGUUGAAGCUGCAAUGGUUGCAGCACCUGAAGCAGACCUCUUAGAGGAGACAGAGAAGCUGAUGAAAGAGAAGGUGGAGGUCCAGCGUCAGGCUGAGAAGGAGAACUCAGACCUCCUGAAGCAGGUGAAGCUGCUGGAGACAGAGUUGGAGGAGCAGGUCAACAGGGUGAUCGAGCUCGAGCAUGCUCAGACUACAGAAAACGGAGACCUGCGGCAGCAGCUCCAAGCUUUGGAGAAACAGCUGGAGAAAAACAGAAGGUUCCUUGAUGAACAAGCCGUGGACCGAGAACAUGAGAGGGAUUUCUUCCAGCAGGAGAUCCAGACACUGGAGAAGCAGCUGAAGAAUCCACAGAGGCUUCAGACUGGCUCUGAGCAAAGAAACCAAGAGGUGGAGCAGCUGACCUCCCAGCUGAAGGAGAAGGCGGAUUGGUGCAGUGAGCUGCUGCUCAGCUCAGAGCAGCUGCGUCGUGACUUGAAGGAGCGCGACGAAGAGAUUGACAAGCUGGAGAGCCGCAUCCAUGAACUGGAGCAGGCCCUGCUGGCCAGCGCUGAGUCCCUGGAGAAGGCUGAACAAAAGAAGCAGCAUGCAUCCAUCACUGAGACCAGACACUCCUCGCUGGAGGCUCAGUUACAGACGGAGAGAGAAGCUCUGGAGCGGAAAGAGAAAGAGAUCUGUAACCUGGAGGAGCAGCUGGAGCAGUUUAGAGAGGAGCUGGAGAACAAGAGUGAGGAGGUGCAGCAGCUUCACAUGCAGCUGGAGAUCCAGAGCAAGGAGAUCAGCAGCCAGCAGGAAUACCUAGAAACAAGGGACAGCAUGCUCCAGGUGAUGGAGGAAAAGGACAGGGAAAUAGCACUUCUUAAUGAACAGAUCACUAAACUUGGACACACGGAAACAGCAUCUGAUAACAAGGAAAUAGAUGAGCGAGAUGACCUUAUAAAAGACCUGGAGUCCAAGGUUGAGUGCCUGCAGGGUGAGAAAGAGCGCCUGAAGAGGAACAGUGAGGAGGAGCUUGACCAACUGAAUGCAGUCAUAGAAAAACUUCAGCAGGAACUGGUCAAUAUUGAGCAAAAACAGGCUGCAGUGGAAGAUGAGGACAUCAUUGGUGAGCAAGAGCAGGAGUAUGAUGAAAUGAAACACAGAAUGGAGCUGGCCACUACAGAGCUUAAUAUACUGAAAACAGAGGGCAGCAAGCUUCUGGAGACACAUCUGUGCUUGAAAGAGAGUGCCGAUGCUUUAGCUGAAACACAAAAACUGAGUACUUCAGAGGGCGAGCUUGAAGAAGCCCUUAGAGAAAAAACUGCAUGUCUUGUAGUCAUGCAGGCCCAAGUACAAGCUUUAGAGCAGAGUGCAACGUCCAGGGUGGAAGAGUUAGGGCUCCGUAUCCAAGAGCUUGAGGACUUGGUUAGCGAAAAAGAUAGUGAGUUAAGCCGCUGUCAUCUUCUUGUGCAGCAAGGUCAAAGCUAUGCAGAUGGUCUCCAACAGAGGGUCUCUACUUUAGAGGAAAAUCUGAGGGAGAAAAUAGCUGUUGCACUGGUCAGCCAAGUCACUCAGGAGGCCCUCCAGCAGCAGCGGUCACACAUAUCCAAAGAAAACCAGGACAUUCAGAGACAUGCAGAACCACAUGUGAAACCCAGUAUGCAGCCACAUGUACAUGGCUUUGGUGACUUUGGCAUUCCACAAAUGGAUUUCAGUGGAUUGGGUGAGGCAAGACAAGUUUCCACUGGGAAGGUGGUCCAUCUGACCCAGAAGCUGCGAGAGCUAGAGGUAGGACUCGGUGAAAUGCAGAAAGACCAGGAGCUCCAGAAGCAGCUGCUGUCCAGCUCUGAAGAGGAGGUACUGGAGUAUGAGAGGAGGCUGGCAGUGCUUAUGGACCUGCUCAUUCAGAUGAAGGCCAUCAGAGGACAUCACCAGAAGACUUCACCAGCUGUGGAGGCCUCCUCUGCUGAUCACCAGCCUGCUGUAUCUGAGCUUCUUCAGGAGUUGCAGGAGGUAAACAGCGAGACUGUGGCCACCAAAGAGCAGCUCAUCAGUUACAAGGAGAGCUGCAGCAGACUCCAGAAUCAGCUCCAAGAAAAAACUGUAACAAUAGAAAGACUUCAGGAUCAACUUCAGAAGGUAUCAACUAGCAGCACUGAAGAAGUCAAGCUUCAAGAUGAACUGAUGGAGGCUCGUGAUGAGGCAACAGCUACCAAAGAGGAGCUGAACAGCUGCAGGGAAACUUUAGAGAAACUGCAGGAGCUGCUACAGGAGCGGGAAAUGACCAUUGCACACCUUAAAGGAGAACUUUUUCAAGUCAAAUCUGUGGAAGGAGCUGACAGCACAGAGCUUCUACAGGAGCUCCAGGCGGUCAGAGAUGAGGUGGCAUCUACCAAAGAAGAACUCUGUAACUACAGGAGGCAAAAUGAGAAACUCCAAGAGGAGCUCCAAGUACGGGAAAUUUCCAUUUCGAAACUCAAAGAGGAGCAACAGCAGCUGAUAAAAGAUGUGGAUAUUACUAAAGAAGAGCUCACCAGCUACAGGCAGCAAAAUGAGAAACUCCAACAAGAGCUCCAAGUCCCAGUUUCCCUUCCUAAACACGAAGAGGAUCACCAGCAGCUAACGACCGAUAUGGAUACCACCAAAGAAGAAUUCAGCAGCUACAGGCAGCAGAAUGAGAAGCUGCUAGAAGAACUCAAAGUCGGACAAAUUUCCAUUUCUAAACUCAGAGAGGAACAUCAGCAGCUGAUAAAGGACAUGGAUACCACUAAAGAAAAGCUCAGCAGCUACAGGCAGCAGAAUGAGAAACUCCAAGAAGAGCUCCAAGUGAGAGACGUUUCAAUUUCUAAAUUCAAUGAGGAGCAUCAGCAGCUGAUGAUGGAUUUGGAUACCACCAAAAAAGAACUCACCAGCUACAGGCAACAGAAUGACAAACUCCAGGAAGAGCUCCAAGUCAGAGAUGUUUCCAAUUCUGACCUCAAAGAGGAGAUCCAGCAGCUGAUGAUGGAUGUGGAUACCACUAAAGAAGAUCUCAGCAGCUACAGGAAACAGAAUGAGAAACUCCAAGAAGAGCUCCAAGUGCAGGAAGUUUUGAUUUCUAAACUCAGAGAGGAACACCAAGUGGCGAUGAUAGAUGUGGAUACCACUAAAGAAGAACUCAGCAGCUACAGGCAGCAGAAUGAGAAACUCAAAGAAGAGCUCCAAGUGCGAGAAGUUCCCAUUUCUAAAAUCAAUGAGGAGCAGCAGCAGCUGAAGAUGGAUGUGGAUACCACCAAUAAGGAACUCAGCAGCUACAGGCAGCAGAAUGAGAAACUGCAAGAAGAGCUUCAAGACCGAGAACUUUCCAUUUCGAAACUCAAAGAGGAGAACCAGCAGCUGAUGGUGGAUGUGGAUAUUACUAAAGAAGAGCUCAGCAGCUACAGGCAGCAGAAUGAGAAACUCCAAGAAGAGCUCCAAGUGCGAGAAGUUCCCAUUUCGAAAAUCAAUGAGGAGAAACAGCUACUGACGAUGGAUAUGGAUACCACCAAUAAGGAACUCAGCAGCUACAGGCAGCAGAAUGAGAAACUGCAAGAAGACCUCCAAGACCGAGAACUUUGCAUUUCUAAACUCAAAGAGGAGAACCAGCAACUGAUGGUAGAUGUGGAUACCAUCAAAGAAGAACUCAGCAGCUACAGGCAGCAGAAUGAGAAACUCCAAGAAGAGCUCCAAGUGCGAGAAGUUCCAUUUUCUAAAAUCAAUAAGGAACAGCAGCAGCAGCUGAUGAUGGGUGUGGAUACCACCAAUAAUGAACUCAGCAGCUACAGGCAGCAGAAUGAGAAACUGCAAGAAGAGCUCCAAGACCGAGAACUUUGCAUUUCUAAACUCAAAGAGGAGAAUCAGCAACUGAUGAUAGAUGUCGAUACCAUCAAAGAAGAACUCAGCAGCUACAGGCAGCAGAAUAAGAAACUCCAAGAAGAGCUCCAAGUGCGAGAAGUUCCCUUUUCUAAAAUCAACAAGGAACAGCAGCAGCAGCUGACGAUGGGUGUGGAUACCACCAAUAAGGAACUCAGCAGCUACAGGCAGCAGAAUGAGAAACUGCAAGAAGAGCUCCAAGACCGAGAACUUUGCAUUUCUAAACUCAAAGAGGAGAACCAGCAGCUGAUUAUAGAUGCGGAUACCACCAAAGAACAACUCAGCAUCUACAGGAAACAGAAUGAGAAACUCCAAGAAGAGCUCCAAGUGCGAGACGUUUCAAUUUCUAAACUCAAAGAAGAGAACCAGCAGCUGAUGAUGGAUGUAGAUACCACCAAAGAAGCACUCAGCAGCUACAGGCAGCAGAUUGAGAAACUCAUGCAAGAACUGCAUAAUCGCGAGCUGUCUAUUUCUAAGCUCAAAAAAGAGCUGCAAGAUGUUCAAACAGCUUUGUUGAAGACGGCAGACUCUGGACCUCCAUCUCCUUCUCCGUCUCAUCAGCCACAGUCCUCUUCUUCAUCCUCCUCCACCACCCAGCCUAAGAGGAAGGGAGCCAAACAGUCAGCUAUUAAGGGUAGCGCUGCCAAAGAUAAACUAUCUCUGUCCAAGAAAAACUCUGCUCCUUCUAGCCAGUCCUCCAGCAGAUCCCACAGCUCCCUGCUAAACUGUAGCAACGAACACCAACAUGUGACUGUAACAGACUCGUUCACACAGACCGAACCUUUCCAAAUGUAUGAUCUAAGCUUGCAGAGCAAGUCUGUGGCUAAAGAGGAAAUGGAGGAGGUGAUCAGUGAGUUUCAGGAAAAGAUUGUGCAGAUGCAGGAGCUCCACGCAGCAGAAAUCCUGGACAUGGAGGCUCGGCAUAUUUCUGAGAGUGAGAACCUGAGGAGGGACACAAAUGCACUGGAGGAUGAGUGCAAAGCCCUUAAAGCAGUCAUUGACAAGCUGCGAUCUACAGAGGCUCCCACAUCUAGACAAGACCGUCCUACACCACAGUUCAAAGAUGGAUACACCAGUGACAGCAGCUCAGACUACAGCCAGCGAACUGGAUAUGACCUCCCAAACUUGCAACAGGAGUUCAGAACAACUCCAGAUGGCGCCAGAAUAGAAACUGAUGAUCCCAUGCCUGACAGGAUCAAAAUGUUGCUCCGUGAGGUGCACCAGGAGGGAAUGCAGGUGCUUUCUCUGUCAGAACUUCCGACCUCUGAAGGCGAGCCAGGCAACCAGUUCAACAUCCAGGGCUGGUUAAAGGAAAGAGAUGCUUUGCUUGCCACUGUGGAGUCUCUCAAAGGCCUCAUCACUCAGAUGCAGACAAGCAGAGAGACACAGACUUCAGGUAGUGUGGACUGGCGUGCACAGCUGUUGGAUGCAGUGAGGCAGGUGUUUCUGAGGGAACGAAGCGUGCUGAAGAUGACCCUCUACAGCCAGUUGGAUCUUCUGGACACUAGUGAUGCCAUCAUCCACCUUAAUCAGCUGGAGCGCAGACUGGCUGAGCAGGAUGCCCACCACAGAGAUGCAAUGGAUUCCCUCCACACUGCGGAGCGGUCAAGUCUCAUCUCUGAGAUUCAUCAUCUCCGUGGUCAGUUGGAGCAACUCCAUCAAGGCGCCCAGUCUGCAGUGCCUUUGGCUGCUGAAUUUAACAGGAGGGAGCAGAGGGAGGGAGGAGCAGGAGAGACCAACAGACUGCUGGUGGAAGAGCUGAAGUGCGAACUAUCCCAGACUAAACUGGAGCUGGAGACGACACUGAAGACUCAGCACAAACACUUUAAAGAGCUGGACACACUCAGAGCUGAGGUAUCAAAGAAAGCUGCUGAGAUGGACGCACUCAGUGAUCAGCUGAUAGAUGAGAGGAAGAGGAGCAGAGAUCUUCAAUGGGCCAUGGAGAAGGACAAAUGUCGGACUGGGAGGACUGAGGAGAGUAAGCGAGAGGAGCUGGAGGACCUCCACCUCAGUCUGGAGGAGCAGAAGAGCCGUGUGGCCCAGCUGACCCUGACUCUGGACCAGGAGCGCCAGGCCUCGUCCUUGCUCUCCCAACAGGCUGAGGAGGAGCAUCUGAGUCUCCACAGACGUUUACAGGAGCUACAGGUCCAGUUCGAAACGGAGCAAGCUAAAGCCCUGGAGAUUAGCACUGCACUGGGGAGAGAGAGGGAGCUUCGGACUGGUGUCUCCUCCAACAACAGCUUCUCCAAUGAGGCGCCAGUGGAGACGGACAGUAGAGACGAUGGGAGUCUGCUGGUUAGACUGCAGAGGGACCUGGAUGACAAACACGCACAGGUGGUGCAUCUCUUCAGUCAGGUGGAGGCCCACAAGCUUGAGGUGGUGCGGAAAGAGGAGGAGCUGAUGUUGCUAAGUCAGAGGUCAAGACGGGACCAGGAAGCUCUGAUGGAGGCUCGGACUCAGCUGGAGAACUUGAGAGCACAGAUUUCAGGGACCCAGGAGCAGCUGGAGCGAGAGAUGGAGAGGAGGAGGAGCCUGGAAGAAGAGAAGGAGAGACUGGAGGAGAGGGUAAACCAAGUCGGAGAGCAGCAAGGACAAAGGCAGGAGAGUGGACCUCAGCAGACCGACAGACACAGUCCGUCAGCAUUGCACAGAGACUCUGGCUUCCACACCACAGACUGGGUGUCCCAGCUGAAGUCUGGCACCUCCAAUACGUCCCCCCUCCAGGAGGUCUCUGCAGCAGCUCACAGCAGUGGACCACAUCAUGGUCCAUGGCGCACAGUCGACAAGAUCAUAGGCAAACUCCACCUGGUUUCCUCGAAGAUCUGCAGCAUGUCAAACCAAACACCUGGCAGGCUGACUGCAGAGGUUGACAGAGAAGAAUUGUCCUGGGUGCAGUCCAGUGUUGAUGAGGUCAUCAAUAUGCUGCAGCAGUUCCCAAGUUUACCCUCUGUCCCUGAGAGUGUGUCCCGGCUGGCAGGAGGCUCCUCCAGCUCCUCCAGCUCCUCCAACUCCCUGACAGAGCGGCUGUUGAGGCAGAAUGCUGAGCUCACGGGUUUUGUCAGCCGUCUGACCGAAGAGAAGAACGAUCUUCGAAACCAUGUGCUCCGCUUGGAAGACGAGCUGCGGCGUUACAGACAUUCUGGACUGGGAUCAGGAGACAGCUCGUUCAGCCAGAGAUUAAAGUCAAACAUGGACUCGGCCAGUACGCCGCUCGCCCAUGAGCGGGAGACUUGGACUCGAGAGAAGAUCCGUUUGGAGAAAGCUUUGCAUCUGGCUCAGUCGCAGGUGGCUCGACUCCGGGGAGAGGUCAGGUCUGACACUCUGCGAGAGAUAACAGGACCUGAGGCUGACAACGCUGCGCUGAAGAGGAUGUACGGAAGGUACCUGAGGUCAGAAAGCUUCCGCAAAGCUCUUAUCUACCAGAAGAAGUAUCUGCUGUUACUGCUGGGCGGCUUCCAAGAGUGUGAGGAAGCCACACUGUCGCUGCUCUGCAGGAUGGGCGGGCAGCCGUCGCUCUCCAGCCUGGAGUCGUACAGCCAGCGCCGCAGAGGGCUGACGCGCUUCCGCUCUGCCGUUCGAGUCUCCAUUGCCCUCUCAAGGAUGCGUUUCUUGGUGAGGCGUUGGCACAAGGCGACAGGGAUGAGCUUGACAACCUCCUGCAGUCUGAACAAGAAUGGAACAGGACAGACAUUCAGUACAGAGAUGAGAGAUUCACCAUAUCUUCACCCAGGCAGCGCUGAGAUAUACAGAGAAAAAGGCGGCCGAGGAGGAGGGGGAGGAGUCUCCAGCAGCAGGGGGAGAAGUGGACGGGAGUCUCCUCGAUCAGCCGUCUCCUCCACGCCACACAGAUAUCACAUGGCCGGAGAUCACGGAGCGCUCACCUGUUCCCACCUGCAGAGCUACGACCCCGACCGCGCGCUCACCGACUACAUCUCCAGACUGGAGGCUCUGCAGAGGAGACUGGGGAGUGUGACAUCAGGUGCUUCUUCAUAUGCUAACUUGCACUUUGGCUUGAGACGAUAGACGCUGACAGUUGACUUUUGCUUGAAGAAACUCAGUUGCCUUUUCUUGUGCUGAGUGCUCUGCUGUUUUCUAUCAUUCUGCUGUGAGCUCGAUUUCCAUUUGGACCAAAACACGUUUUUUUUAAUGAGUGUACGACAUUGUUGUAUUCAGCCUUUUUUGUCGCCAGCACUUGAAAAACAGCUCCGUUUGUAAUUUAAUCUGCCCUCUUUGUUGUGGAUAAACUUCAAUCUUGUAUAUUUGUCUAAUGCUAAUUUAAGACCUCGUGAUUAAUUUAUGUUUGUGUUGUAUGGGUGGAGCAUAAUGUGGAGAAUGUUUGGGUUUACUGUUCAGGAGGCUGCUACUGGAUAAUCCUACACUACACUGUGUUUUGUUUAGGCUGGACUGACUACAGAGGACAUUUGUAGAGAACGUAUUUUUGUAAAGCGUAGGAGCUUUGAAUUUUCUGGGUAUUUUGUCAAAAACUGAAAUAAAGAGGAUUACACUA